AUGAACGUGGAGUGUGUAAGAGAAAACCUUUGCAUUGUUUUCAAGAAGAUCGGAAAUAUGGUCGGACGACAUCCAUAUUAUUUUAUUGCUUUACCUGUAAUUCUCUCCAUUGUUCUGUCUCCAUUCAUUGUAAGGUCAUUAUCGAACAAACAUUUUUAUAAUAUUAUAACUACCGAUACUGGAAAAAUAGCUGAUACAAAGAAAUUUGUAGAGAAUACUUUUGCAUACGAUUCAGCUGAAUUUUCAGACCAAAUAAGAGCACCCGAUUUCCCCCGCUGCCUCUUGAUUUACUUCUUGAAGAAAGAUGGCGGAAACAUGCUCGAUAAAAAUGUUUUUACAGAAAUAAGAUCUGCCGACGAAAUCAUACAAAAUGUAACAUUCGACAGCCACGGGAAACAAAUAGGUUAUUCUGAUUUGUGCGGUUUAAAAAAUAAUAAAUGUUUCCAAAAUCCGAUUAUCGAAGUAAUGUCGGAGGUAGGUAUAGACUCAAUAGUUCAAAAAAGAAAGAAGUUAAAAUAUCCCAUAGAUAUAGAUUUAUUAUCAUUAUCUUAUAAGAUUUAUUUUGCAAAUUUGGGAGGAGUGACACUGGAUAAUGACAAUUUUGUAGACAGCAUCGAGGCCAUGUUGUUACUUUAUUCGACUGAUGAUAAAGACGAAGAAAAAAGGAAUUUAUUUGAGAAAUGGUCUUUUUCUGUGUAUAGCGCGAUUCAACAAUACAAUUUCACCUAUGUGAUUGUCUUUCCAAAUUCUCCUUUGUUUGUAAGAGCAGCAGUUAGGAAUGAAUUUGACGAUACGAAACCUAAAAUAGGAGUCUUAGUGGCAGUUAUGACUAUAUUUUCGGUGUUGUCGUGCAUGAGUAAUAGUUGGGUGCGAAGUAAACCUUCUCUUGGUGUGGCAAGUGUGAUAUCAGCGGGGUUAGCAGUUCUCUCUUCUUUUGGAUUGAUGUCAGCAUUAAGCAUAGAAAAUGUUUUCUGGAACGCAACUAUUCCCUAUUUAGUACUUGUUACUGAGAUUGAUGAUGCAUUCUUGUUGUUGGGAUGUUGGAGAGUCACCAAUCCCAAGCAUAAAGUUGUGAAGCGCAUGGAAGCGACAUACUGUGAAGCAGGAAUUUCUAUUAUGUUAACUUCAUUUACCAACUUCAUUUCUUAUUGCAUAGGAAUGAUGGGUCCAUUUCCUUUUGUUAGAAUAUUUUGUUAUUACGCAGCUACUUGCAUUAUAUUCACUUUUCUGUAUCAGAUAACGUUUUUCGGGGGUUGCCUAGCGAUAAGUGGAUACAGAGAAGAGAAGAAUCUUCAGCCAUUCGAAUUUGCCUGUAGUAAGUAA
Molecule: messenger RNA, 1323 nt
Organism: Centruroides sculpturatus (bark scorpion)
Lineage: Eukaryota; Metazoa; Arthropoda; Arachnida; Scorpiones; Buthidae
Product: patched domain-containing protein 3-like
Exons: 2
Coding region: 1-1323 (440 amino acids)
Cellular component (GO): membrane
Source: RefSeq, a predicted model, not a curated record